This is a messenger RNA of Lecanosticta acicola, 727 nucleotides long. The record is from the annotation of a GenBank genome assembly. Lineage: Eukaryota; Fungi; Ascomycota; Dothideomycetes; Mycosphaerellales; Mycosphaerellaceae.
AUGUCCACCCUCCUCUCCCGCAAGAAGGACCUGAUCUACCUCAUCUUCUUCGCAAUCCACAUCCCCGUAAUGUUCUGUACGCAAAACCCCCUGCCCUACCCUACCCUACCCUACCUACCACACCACCAUCUCCCCCUCCUACUAAAGAACAAGAACUAGUCGUUGACCUCGCACCCCUCUAUCCCUCCUCCCUAAAACCAACCCCCAUCACCCUCCUCCGAAACUGGUACAUCCAGACCUACCGCGAUAAAUUCUUCAUUGCCCCUCCCGCAUGGUUCACAAUGUACAUCUGGAUGGAGUUGAUCUAUCACGUGCCUUUGAGUCUCUGGGCCGUGGGCGCACUCUUACGCGGUACGAGAUACCUCUCCGUUGCUUCGUUUAUCCUUCAUGGCUGAGUGAUUGCAGACGAUUCCAUGGUUCCGGUCCAUUUACUCGUAUAUGCCGUUCAAACAGCAAUCACGACCGCGACGUGUAUUGCGGAUUACUUGAGCUGGGAGGGAUAUUCGAAUGCGGAGAAAGUGGAACUGGGAAAGUUAUACGUGCCUUAUCUGGCGCUGUGUAAGUUUAUUUCGCUUUUUUUUUUCUUUCUUGUUCGUGAUAUAUGUAUGCCCUACUGACGGAUGCGGUUGUCACAGCCGUAUUCAUGGGCGUCGACAUGUACACUCGUCUACAUUUCACCCUGAGCAGAAGACGGGCGGGCUCCAAUGUGGCGAAGAAGAGGAAUUGA